Molecule: messenger RNA, 10380 nt
Organism: Tyto alba (common barn owl)
Lineage: Eukaryota; Metazoa; Chordata; Aves; Strigiformes; Tytonidae
Gene: COLEC11
Product: collectin subfamily member 11
Exons: 7
Coding region: 7544-8377 (277 amino acids)
Source: RefSeq, a predicted model, not a curated record
UUUAAUGAUAGCCCUCUUAGGUUGUUGUUGGCACUGUCACAACGCAACUCUGGACAAAAGAGCCCAGAGUCUGCAAAAAGAAUUGGCAUUGAAAAAUACUGAAGUAUGUUGGGAUUCACCUUUUGGGGAGAAUGUGGAGAAUUAACUAUAGAGCAGUGGAGCUCCUGAGUUUUGUGCUCAAGAAUACCAGUUGGAGACCUACGUGUUCCUGACACUGGAGGAAGUCUGCAUAGCAGGUGGUGUGACCUCUGAAACAUGGAGCAAUGACAUCUGCAAAAGGGGUUUGAAUUUUGGGGAAAUAUGUUGGUGGGAGACGUAGUUUGAAUUCGAGAUAACUUUAUUGUUCUUUAAGUGGCAAAAAAUGCAUACAAGUUCUUACCUAAAAGCAGGUCCUGCAGCUUCUCACCUUUAUCAGAAUGAAAUGGGGAGACAUAUUCAUUUCUCAGUGCUUGACUACCUUGCUGGACAAAACCAGGUUUUUUAGGCAUUGUUCUUAUUUUCAGAAAUCACGGAUUUUUUUUUUUGUAUCCAUAUAUUAGCAGUGUGUCUGCGUAUCAGUCUUGAGGUAACCUUUCUCAUGGCUAAUAACUGAAGGCAGGGGCAGAUAUGGCAGGGUGAAGCAGUGACUGCUGGAGUGUGUGGGGUUUUUUUGGAUAGAUGUUUUUAACAGUUCAGCACAUGCUUGGUGAUAUGGGGAGAGGUGGGGAAGGGCUAGCUGUUAUUACAGCAGCUGAAAACUGCAUGAUAGUGUCCUGGAAACACUGCAUUUUGGACUUUGGUAUCUACGUUUAGAAACACUUUCAGCAAGUAACAGCUCUUCCAGCUCAGGGAAGAGCGUGGCACUGCGCAUUUAAAUGUUCUGAACAAGUUACAUUAAUUCAGUGCUUCACUGUACUGAACAGGCUAUUCUGUUGCUAAAAAGUAAAUGCUUAAUACAGUAAAAGGCACCUAAUUAUGGAAACAGCCUAUUAGGUGGAAAGCUAAGUAGGUAACAGCCUGUGUAUCAGGAGCUCCUGAGAACUUGCAUCUUCCUACUUGAGAGUACAUGGAGGACAAGUGCUGUUUAAUUGAGCAUCUUCAUACCUUUAUUUCCUUUUCCCAUUUACUGUGGUUUUGGUUGCUUCCCAUGUGAUACCUCUCUUCAGUUGUGAAGAACUAAAGGUUAAAAAAGUUCAGUAGUGGUUUUGCACUGAAGUGAAGGUUUUUAAGUCAUGGCCUUAACUUCUGUUUAGUAAGGCAGGACAGAUAACCAUAUGCUGUUACUUUUGGUGCAGUCAAGGCAAAGAGAACAAGAACACAUGUGCCCUGUUGCAAUGAGUAGUUAAUUUCUUGCUACUUACUGACAAGGCUUGAAUGUUAGCACAAAAAAGUCUGUAUCUUUGAAGAAGUUGGCUUGCCUUAAGGCCUUUUUCCCUCUCCUUUUCAAACUUCUGUAUCUAGAGUAUAACUUUAUCCCUUAUUUAGUCCUUUACUAUUUAUUGUUCAUCUUGAAUGAUUCAGCAAAAGUGAAUUCAUCAACUUCCCGUAUUAGGUGAGGGGAGUUGUAGAUAUAUAAUAACCCCCAAUCCUGGUUGCUUGCAUGGAGAGUAAUCACAAAAAAUGGCAGGAGUGCCAGAAGUUUAGAAUUCAAGUCCUCUAUUUAUUAUAUAGGUUGGAAACACCCCCCUCCCAAGUCCCCUCAAAACAAUUCUAGUCUCAAGUCAGACAUGUUACUAAGCUUUGUGCUACAACAGUUGCAGACGGUAGCCUGUGCAAAUAGGUAUUUGCUGGUGUGGGUGGGAAGAAGCAGUCUGGGGAGUAUUUGGAGACUUACCAGAUGUUAACUACCUUUAGUUAGAGGUUGGUGAGUCUGCUGGGGCUGCGUAACAUCUGCAAGAGGUGAUGCUCAGCAGGCUUCAGUAGACAGCAUUUCCUGUUUCAUGGUGAAAUGUAACUCAGGUUUGAUCUCUUCAUAGUAAUAAAAAUGUCAGCGGCAUUUCUAGUUCUGAAGCACUUGGAGGGGAUAAGUGGGGGAGGAGAAAUGUAGUAAACUGAAUGUAAAGACUGCAAAUGUUCCCCGGCAUUGCCAGCUGGCUAUAGAUUUUUCUUGGCUCUUGUUACAAGCCCUUUGAACAAUAUGAAAUGCAAAGGCCCGUGAUAGCCCCAUAAGCAAAUUCUUUGAGUGAAAGGAUAAUGCUGUCAAAGCCAUUUAUGUUGCUUACAUCAACUAAGCUGCAAGUAACGGUGGAUUUUUGUGGCAUAACCAGCCUGUGUGCUUUGCAAAAGACUUUAAUCCUAGUUUACCUUUAUUCACAGUCUCCCUUGUGUGUUAGUGUCAGUGAUACAGGCAGACAACUCCCUCUGUCCCUUGACAAGCAUAUCAAGUGAAUGCCUGCAAUCUGGAAAGUCAGUUGAUGCCAUCUGGUCAAGUGCUAAUGAGGCUGCUGGAAUACUGGUGUCAAAUGUUACCUUAACCUAAACAGACUCCAUAUGAGAUGAUGCGAGACUUUUCCCAUACCUUUCAUGUGCUGGCGCAGCUGAACUCUGAACACAUGAUACCUCAGGAUUUUAUCAGCUGAUCAGUGUGAAAAAGCGAUGGGGUACCCAGGAGCCUGUGCAGUGCAGUAUGUGGGUAGAGUCAGUGCAAAGAGACAAUCCCUGAACAGUGGAAGACCGAUUCUUUCCUGUAGUAACCCAAAAUGAGAAGCAAGGGCUUUACAUCUGUUAGGUGCUCUUGAGACUUGCAGCUGAUAUUAGAGCUUUCAUUGUUUAUUCCAUAUGAAUCCUUUCACAAAUGUCUUCAAAUAUUUUUGUCGGUAAGGAUGGCUGCUCCCUGCUGAUUUCCUUUUGAAAAGGUGUGUAGAUGUGUCACAAGCCUAGUGUGGCAGAACUUGCUUGAAGUUUUGGGUGGUAAGUGCUUGACCUAUCUCGUAUUUAUAUGAUAAUUUGAUGCAUGAUAACAUGUCUGAUUAGCUUCUCUUGAGUGUAAGUGGGUACAUCUGGCAAGUUUUAAUGUAGUGAUCCUCACACCAAGCAGUGUUAAAAGGAAAACCUGUCACUCCUGCAUUGUGGACUGAAAUAAUCUAUUUCAUAUGCUUUUGUUUUUCUACAUUUUUUAAGUGAGAGGCCUGAGUUUGUUUCUGUGGUAUAUAUAACAGCCAGAGCAAUGCCAAAAAGCGAGACCUUUUUCUCUGUGGGAUGUGUUUUCUAGGUCUCUGGAGGUGUAUCAGAAUGGCAGGAAAAAAAGAUACUGAUUACAGAAAGUCAUGAAGUCUCAUAAAAAGGAGUCUUGUGGCUAAGCUGAAGGAGUGUACAUUUUCCUGUCCUCCACACGGGCCUGACUGCAGCAUUGAUCAGUGCGAACGGUUGACCCCUUUAUAAUGAAGUGGCUUUGCUGUGCUUCUCACUGCCUUCCUUAAGAGCACUUGUGUAAAAACCUACGUUCUGAGAGCAAGAGGAAGAAGUGACACGAACAACUCUUUGUACUAGUGCUCUGUUCCCUACAGAGAGCUACAUAUAAAGGAUCUUAUUUAUGUCUUGUGAUCAAGAGGAGAAAGUUUGUUGGAUUUGCUACAGUCUGCAAGUGCAGGUAUCCCCCCCUCUAUCUUCCAGUUUUUGUUACUCUUCCUCAGGAAAAUGAUUCUCAAGCUUAGCAACAAGCAUUUGCUGCUAGGUGUUGCUAAAUGAUUAAUAGCUAAUGUUUUUCAUUACUGGAUAUUGUGCUGACAUGUGUGGCUCAGUUUUGAUCUGCCCCUAGAGCAGCAAAGAUGGAAUUAAAGCCAGGUACUGAAGAGAUGUAUUCCAGUUUUGGAGGUGGGAAGUAACGGAAAAAGCACGACUGCUGCAGUGAAUCCUGCUCAGAAAUUUUAUGUAAAAAACAAUAGUACACCACCACUAAUGGAAGUCCAGAUUUUACACAGCUGCAAACGAAGUUAAAUGCAUGUUGCUGUUUCUGCCCUGACCUGUCCUACCGUGCAUCUCAUGUAUUGCACAGAGGUGGUAAGGGUAGCUUCUGGCAUCUUCUUGCUCACAGAGGUACAGUGGUGCUGUCAGCCCUCUGGGGCUGUACUGGGGGAAUGAGCUUCAGGUGGCUAUCUUCACUAGAGCACCUCUGCAGACUGGUGUUUUACCAGGUGUAUCUUGACAUUUAAUAAAGUUAUUUCCUAUUUUCUUGGCUAAACAAUUACUGUUGGGUGAAGCCAAAGGUAGUGGGACAUGUCAUUAUGUUGUCUCGGGAGCAGAGGAGAGGAUGCACUCAGCGUGGUGGUGUGCAGAGCUGUGCCAUGGAGGAGUCGUGCAUCUGCUGCAUCUCCUUGGCUAUUUUGGGAGUUUACCUUGGGAGGCUUACCCAAGGGCUUACUUUAAAUAACUGGAACAGCAUUUGUGACAGCCUACAAUAAGCUGAGCUGCAGCAAUUGAGCUCAGAUACAGAUUUAUUAAGGAGUUUGGGUUUUGGCAAUUUUCAUCCCCUGGGAAAAUCUGAUUGGGAAUGUUGCUAAUACCAUGGGAUGUUUUGCCAAACCAAAGAGAGAGUUAGGGCCUUGUCAUCUUAUGACAACAUUUUUAAUUAGCCAUUGUGUUUUUAAAUAGGUAUUAUAUUUAAUGCUAUUACACAAAGGUAAUGCUAACUGACUAUAGAAAGAAUAGAAAAAUUUACCUGAAGGCCCCUAAAAUGCAUAAACAUGUUAUUUCCUUUUUUGUAACAGACUUGUUCUUUUCCUUUUACAACCUAUUUGCUUUUGUCUAUGUUGUUUUGGUUGGUUUCAGUCCAAGACUUCUACCUAUAGUUGUGUCAGCAUGAUACUGAGGUUAAAGGCUGGGUGAAUGCUGGGUUGUGGGUCAAGCUGAGGUGGCUGGUCUAGCUGGUGUGUCUUGCUGUGUACCAUAGUCUCUGAAGGCCAUCCCUCUACAUCUGGCAAGCAUGGCUGAAAGACUUAUAAAUCAGGUCUUGAAAUGCUACAGUUUCUCAGACAAGCAUAUUAACAUAAUGAAAAACUUCAGCUCAAUAGCCAAGAGCUAUUGCAAGCUGGUGAUGGCUUAAGCUGUUCUCAUGUAGUCCAUGCAUCAGUACCCCGGUUGGCACAUUGUAGCCCCAUUUAGACGAUGCACCCAUGUGGCUACACAGCUUCCAGUUGUCUUCCUGUAUGAGCGGAGAAUGCUUAUGCCUUUCUGUGAGGGGACUGUGCCCUUUUCUCCCUCCAUAGGUGAAAGAAAACUCUGUACUUGCUUAUUUUCCCCUUUCCUAGAGAAAACACUCUCAUUGCAUUUGUAGUGUUUGCCCUUUCCUUUUGAACUCUGGUCAUUGAUGUUUAUUUUUCACUUCUGUUUUACCAGUAUUUAAUCCUACCUUUUCUACUAACUUUCCCUGAAAUGGCUCUCUUUCUCCCUUGAAUACUGUUUCUGGCCUCAAAGUUAUUUGCCUGUGUUUACAGGGAGAGUAGAUAUGUAUGUAAAUGGACAUUGCCUUUGCCAUCGUAAUACGAUCUUCAAAGGCUUGGACCACAGUCACUUUGCAUUCUUUACAUCAAAUAGUUCUCUUAGCAAGUUGCUGCCAACAGUGCUGCAAGGGCCCAAUCCUGCUAAUGGUGUUCUGCUCCCACUGAACUAACAGGGCUUGUAUGCAUAAAAAUGAAUUUUAAAAUUAGAGUUGUGUGAUCCUUACACGGUUAUGCUCAUGUUCUACCAUUUUGUCCUUUCUUUACUGAUGUACUCUGGAAGUGAUCACCAGUUCUUAAUUUUUCAUGACCAUUUGAUGUGUGUUAAAAUACAGCAAUUGAUAGUAGUGGAGGAGGGGUCGCUAGGUUCCAAUCCAACAUGGAAACAUGGUGUUUUAGGAAAGGCCUGUCUUUAUGAAGGUAUCCCACGGUGGGUCCUGAGUAUGAGGCACAACUACCUCUGCAGUGCUGUAAUACCUGCAGUACCUGUUUUUGUCACCUUUGCCAGCAAAGCUGCUCAGUGUGUGUGGUGGUGUGGGCUGGUAAAGUGGGAGCUGUGGUGGGGAAGGAGAUUGCACACCCUGGGGCCAAGGAGAGAGUGAGUUGCUGGGAGAGAGCAUAUGAUGUGAACAAAUCAGGACAACAGUGCAUUGGUGUAAUGUGUCAUCAGCUUGUACUGCAACCCCGACCAUAGCAUGAAAUCCUCAAUGGAGUGAACCUAUACCUCCCGUGAGAGCAGAUCACAAGGGUGGUAAAGAAGUGGGGAUGGACACACACACACACACACACACAUGUGAUCCUAUUGCAGCUUUCUUUAGUCCCUCAGUCUAAAACCUUUCUGGUGUUCUGAUCCUUUUCUGGUCUUGGGACUGUGGAAGAUGGAAAGGAACCUCCUCUACUGCCUUAGCCACCAUCUUGGUCUUCCACCGAGAGGUCACAUACUGGGAGUUACCCAGGCUCCUGUCCCCCUGGGUGCUCACUUACAGCAUGACCCCUCUCAAACCCUACCUGGAGAAACUGGGAAGGUGGAACAGGGGCAUGAGCAGAGGUGAGGGCAGAUGGUUUGCAAGCCUUUUUUGUUGAAGCUUAUCAGAGCUACAGCCGUACAAAUAUAACAGCUAUUCACUAGAGGGUGUUAAUUGGUAUAGUCAUAAGCAGUACUCUGAAUUUGCCCUGGAAGUUGAGAGUGAAGCCAAUAAUACCUCUUGAAGUAUAAAUGUUGGUAACGGAGUUGUUCUCAAAAUUCCCCUUCCCCCAAUCAGCUGGACCCAUUUUUUUCUGCCCAAAUGUAUGUGGAGUACUGUGGUUCACCCAAGACUCAAACUAGUCUAGUGUCUAGUUGUUUAAGAUGAAAACCAGAAUUGUACAACUAUUUGGAAGCUAUCAUAAAGGAUUUCUGUCUCCAUUUUUUCCCUUCCCAGUGACACAAAGUGAUAUCAAAAGGUAUUAAAAAAAACAAAACAAAACCCACCAAAAUUUUGUGAAGAAGCCUGCCACGUGAAUAACUUAGCACUUAUGUUAUUGUGGAGUGUUGAGUCUCUGCUUUGAAAUAGUUGUGUAUUUUACUCAAGAAUGCUACAGCCACUUGCAAGAACGGGGAGAAUUUCAGUAAGGGGAGAAUGUGUUAAUUAUCCAGCUAAGACACAUUCAGUGCUGCAUUUCAUGUGUUUUCAUGCCCACUGAAGCAAAUCCAGAAAAGUUCUAUGCUGGGGCAGUGUGUGUGCAUGCCUUAGAGCUGAACAGUUGUAAAUGGUUAAAAAGGGGUUCUCUGCUAGAGAGGAGGAGGGGAGAGUAAGAGUGCAUUCCCAAAAAAGUACAUUCCCAAAAUAAAAAGCUUACAUCAUGGACCUCUUCAGCUUUCCCACACUUCUUUCCUAAUUAUUGUCCUGCAGGACAGCUGAUCUAUUUCAAACAGGAAGCUGUUUACAGAUAACACUUGCAACUGUUUUGUCUGAUUUGUUGAACUGCCGAAAAGCAAAAGACAACCUCUUUUCAAAUUAAAAACUGUCAGACUUCUGUAAACAGCAGCAAUGAGGUUCAUCUGUGCAGUGUCCCUGCAGGCACAGAGCGUUCGGCAGUUCCCAUUUUCUCAGCAACCAUAAGGAGUCGGUGACCUGUAAGUGCUCAUUAUGAAGAGAGAUCUGGUUUUCUUGGUGACUCUAAUUAGCCUUGCCUUCCUGUCACUGCUAAGGUCUGGAUAUCCUCAACAUAUUGCAGAAGAAUCCUGCUCUGUUCAAAUUCUUGUUCCAGGCCUCAAAGGGGAGGCUGGAGAAAAGGGAGAGAAAGGUGCUCCAGGUCGUCCAGGCAGAGUUGGGCCUCCAGGAGAAAAAGGAGAAAUGGGGGACAAAGGACAGAAAGGCAGCAUGGGACGGCAUGGAAAAAUUGGUCCUAUUGGUUCAAAAGGUGAAAAAGGAGAUAAUGGUGACAUAGGACCACCAGGUCCUAAUGGUGACCCAGGCAUCCCCUGUGAGUGCAGCCAGCUAAGGAAAGCUAUUGGUGAAAUGGAUAUCCAAGUGGCCCAGCUGACAACAGAACUAAAAUUCAUAAAAAAUGCACUGCCCUCCCCCGCAGCUGUUGCUGGUGUGCGUGAGACAGAUAAUAAGAUAUAUCUGCUGGUGAAGGAAGAGAAACGAUACAAGGAGGCCCAGCUAUAUUGCCAUGGAAGAGGAGGGACUCUGAGCAUGCCCAAGGAUGAGACUGCCAACAAUCUGAUCGCCUCGUACAUCAACCAAGCUGGGCUCACCAGAGUUUUCAUUGGGAUUAACGACCUAGAGAAAGAGGGAAAUUUUGUCUACUCUGACCGAUCACCCAUGCAGACCUUCAACAAAUGGCGCAGUGGGGAGCCCAACAAUGCUUAUGAUGAGGAGGACUGUGUGGAGAUGGUGGCAUCUGGAGGGUGGAAUGAUGUUGCGUGUCAUAUUACCAUGUAUUUUGUGUGUGAAUUUGACAAAGAAAAUGUCUAAGGUUGUCUGCUUUUUUUUUUUUUUUAUUUUAAGAAAAGUUUUUAAGCCAAUUGUACAAGUUACUCCAUGUUUAUAGAGUACAAGUGAUAUUUUGCAAGUAUGUGGCAUCAGUGUUGUACAGCUGUAAAUACAAUUUAGGUAUUUCAAAUAUCAGUAUUUACCCUUCAGAAGGGAAGAGCAGUGAUAAGACAUAGAUUGUUUUUUCUAUAGGAAGAUAUAUGUAUCUAGAUAAAAAUUGUGGUUUGGGGCUAAAUUCUGCCCUUACUACAGUUAACGAACAUGAUUGCAUGACUGUAUGGGAAGGCAGGAUUUGGUCUCUAGUUGUUAGAAUGAUUAUUUCUGAAGAAGUAGAUUCCUGAUAUUCUUCUAUUUUAGCAAAACUUGUAGUUAUAAAUGUUAAUUGCUUGUAGUGCUAAAGGGAUAUUUCAUCAACAAGGCAAAUAUUUUGUAUACUCCAGUUGAUAAGUACAAAUAUUACUGUAAGUUUUUUGGAUGUAAAGGUCUAGCAACUUAAAAAAAAAAAACCAAACAAAACAAAAACAGCCAAAGAAAACCAAGAAAUCAGGUGUCCAACCAAUUUUAUAAUGUUUUUUUCUUAAACUAUUCACAGGUUUGUGGUAGGAUGCACUUAAGAAAACUGACUGUUAGAGCUGGGGGAGGACAAAGUUUUUAUAAAUUAGCACUGAAAAAGGGAUCCCAGCCAGAUGGCUGGUUUUGGGGUUACCUAAAGGUAAAAAUAAGAUUUUGGUAUUCUAAAUUCUUUAAUUGAGAAUUAUUUAGUGCACAAACUAUUUCAGGCCCCCCAAAAAUUCUUAAAGUAAAUGCAUUUCCCAUUUGUAUAGUAUGAUCUUGGUGCAUCUUGUUACAAACUAAACAAAAUACCAGCCCUCCACAAUUUAAGUCAGACUUCAUAAAUAGACAAUGAAUCUCAUAAAAAUGGUGUAGCUAGUAGAUCCUUUUGGUAGGAAAAGAGCUUACAUGUUUCCUCAGGUCGUAAGCAUGACACCCUGAAAAGCAGCAAAAGUUUCAAAAAUUUUCCUGAUUAUGUAUAUAGCAGUAAUAAAAAAUUUUUAACAAAUAAUUUAUGUACCCAACUUGGAAUUGCAUGUGAUGGAAAAUGUGAUGUAUAUUUAGAAAAACCCCAACAAUAUAAUUUCACAAAGGAAAUGAUGAAUUACCUUGGAUUUUCCUAGGAGCCUGUUGCGUGACAUCUUAUCUUGCUUCUAGGCAUGAAAAGAUGACUGCGAAAUCUCUGACUGUGUUUUUUCAGGAAUACCUUGUGCAUUGUUUUAAGAUGAUUUUUUAGGAGAAAUGAUCCUUUGUAUAACAUAGUAAUCAAACUACAUAUCUGAUCAUUAUGGGAGAUUGGUCUACAGGAUAUCCAGAGUGGAUGUGGCAUGCAGUCCCGGAGAUUUCCCUACAGCAAGGAGAGACUAACUCAUAUCAACUCUACAGUGCUGUAGUAUAUAAACAAUCAAUGAUCAUACAAUUCUGUUCAUAUUCACAGAGUCUGACAAUAUUUGAUGCAAUGCUAUUAUUAUAUGCCUAAGAAAACAAACCGUUUUACUUGCUAUAUUCACUCUGUGAAUUUGAAUCCAUUAUAUAUAUAUAUGUUUCCUAUUAAUUUUGAAGAUCAGUUGCAAAUUCCUAUAGUAUCUGAAUAUCAGCCCAGUUCCAGAGCAGUCACUCUAAGAAAUGAAUGGUCUUUUGAUUGCUUUACUUUCUUUCUAAUAAAGGUAGGUAUGAUUCCUAUAUGUUAGGCAUUCUUCCAGCUGUAUACUGAAAUCUAUUAAAUAAUGUAAAUAUGAUUCUACACUAAUAUUCAAAAACUCUUUACAGAAUUUGCAGGGAGCUAACAGUGACAGUGGAACAAUUUGUUUGUUUAGAAUAGCGCCUUUUGAAUAUCAUGAUUGUUUCCUGCCUACUAUAGAAAUCCUCAGAAACCAUUUAAAUCUCCAACAUACUUUUGUCAGCUCACUGUAGCUGUAUUAAACCAGUCCAAA